Messenger RNA from Hevea brasiliensis (rubber tree), 1128 nucleotides. RefSeq lists its product as uncharacterized. Gene Ontology annotation, biological process: vacuolar protein processing. The transcript is spliced from 7 exons. The coding region runs from base 312 to 833 and encodes 173 amino acids. NCBI's taxonomy places the organism in Eukaryota, Viridiplantae, Streptophyta, Magnoliopsida, Malpighiales, Euphorbiaceae. Gene Ontology annotation, cellular component: intracellular membrane-bounded organelle. The record is from RefSeq and is a predicted model, not a curated record.
UAUCGCCUUCGCUUUCACUCUUCUCGCAUCAAACGGGCCUGUUUUCAUUUCCCUAGAGGAAAAAUUAUCACUCUCUCUCUCUCUCUCUAACUUGCUUUCUUGGCCUUUUCCUCUUUCGAUUAACCGAAACCCUAAAGCUUGAUCCGCCGGCGAAUUAAAGAUUCCGUAUAUGAGCUUACGAUUGGGGAAGAGUUGAGGAUCAACCGGCCUGGCUUUCGUCCCCGGUUGGAGGGAGGUGGCGUCUCUGGGCUUACUUGUUCUGGGAAAAGCUGAUACUUUUCUAGGGUUUGCAAAUUGUUUAAGAGAGAGAAAUGGCAAAUCAAGGAGCCAAGAAGCGCAAGGAAGAGAACACACGCCAUAUGACAAAGCUCCGUCACCUAAUUAUUGCCUGCAAUGUUAUAUAUGUCUUGGCGAGGAUGCUGAUUUUUCAUUCCACUUUCACUUGGAAACAUUGGAUGGGUUUGGUUUUGACGUCUAUAGCUUAUUUCAUUCCCUAUCAACAACUUGCUGCAAUGGCAAAACCUACUUAUGCAGAUGAUGGGGAUCUUCUUGAUGGUGGGUUUGACAUGAGCACUGGUGGAAUUUGUGGCUAUCUGCAUGAUGUCAUCUACAUUACAAGCUUUGUGCAACUGAUGUCCAUUAUCUCUGAAAAAUUUUGGUUCACAUACCUGGUGAUACCUGCAUUUGGAGCGUACAAAUCCCUUGGAUUUGUUAGAGGAUUCUUAUCAUUAGGGUCAGAGGGAGAUGUGGAAGAUGAAAAGACACGCAAAAAGAGGGAGAAGCUGGAGAAGAAAGCUUCAAGAGCCAAGUUUGUUAAGACAAGAAACAGGUAGUCAUUGUAUUGAAAUGUGCAAGCCAGCUCGUAGAUUUAGUUCUUUUUUAAAUGACACAGCAUUGCACAGAGUUUCGUUGACAAUUUUUGAAUGGUAAAGUUGGAGAAUUCGCUGGUAGUUGAGGAGUUUGGUAACAGUUGAUGCACAACUUUUGUGCUGUUGAUUAUCAUACUACUGAAAAUUAGAUGCUAGAGCUGGUACCACUUCAAUGCAAUGCUAUAAAAUUAUCAUCAAAGUAAUAUAUUCAUCACAAAUAUUAUAAUAUAAGAUUUGCAAACUACUGUACUUUCGUAUA